Messenger RNA from Pelodiscus sinensis (Chinese soft-shelled turtle), 1512 nucleotides. The record is from RefSeq and is a predicted model, not a curated record. Lineage: Eukaryota; Metazoa; Chordata; Testudines; Trionychidae.
AUGGCUAUGGGGAGCACCAGCCCCAGGAGCGCGGACCCUCCUCCGCGAAACCUGACCGGCAGCCUCCCUGUGUCUCUCCCCGGCAGCUUCGGACAUGGGCUGCCAAGCUUCUCUGGGUCUGUGUGCUGCCCAGGAUGGAGGCAACAAGGCGUUGAGUGUUUGAUAGCUGUGUGUGAGGGGAAUUUCACCUGCAAGGAGAAUGAGGUGUGCGUGAGACCCAGUGAGUGCCGCUGUCGCCAUGGAUACUUUGGGGCCAACUGUGACACCAAAUGUCCCCGCCAGUUCUGGGGUCCCGACUGCAAGGAAAUGUGCAGCUGCCACCCCAAUGGCCAGUGCGAGGAUGUCACAGGCCAGUGCACAUGCAACCCCAAUCGCUGGGGGCCCAAAUGUGAGAACGCCUGUCUCUGCAAGCAUGGCAAAUGUGACCAGAAGAUGGGCAAGUGCACCUGUGAGCCCAAUUGGUGGGGUCCCCAGUGCUCCAGCUCUUGCUACUGCAGUCUCAACUCCCAGUGUGACCAGCAGACAGGUAUGUGCAUCUGCCAGCCUGGCUGGUGGGGCCGGGGUUGCAACAACCAGUGCUCCUGCAACAAUUCGCCGUGUGAGCAUUCCCGGGAGCGAAUGUUUGGCCCGCGCUGUGACCGCUACUGUCAGUGCUACAAGGGGAAGUGUAACCAGGUGGAUGGUACCUGCACCUGUGAGCCGGGCUAUCGGGGCAAGUACUGCCGGGAGCCCUGCCCAGCUGGCUUCUAUGGACAAGGCUGCAGGAAGCGAUGUGGGCAAUGCAAAGGGCUGCAGCCCUGCACCAUUGUGGAUGGCCGCUGCCUGGCCUGUGAAGCUGGCUGGAAUGGCACCAAGUGCGAUCAGGCUUGCUUGUCGGGCUUCUACGGAGAUGGCUGUGAGAAAAUCUGCCCCCUGUGCAAAGACGGCCACACCUGUAACCACAUCAAUGGCAAGUGCUCACACUGCAAUCCCGGCUGGAUAGGAGACAGGUGUGAAGCGAAAUGUCGCAAUGGGACGUAUGGCGAGAAUUGCGCCUUUGUGUGCAGUGACUGCUUCAAUGGAGAAUGCCACUUUGAGACGGGCAGAUGCCUCUGCCGGGCAGGCUCUCACGGCACCUACUGUAACCUGACAUGCCCAGUUGGUCAGUACGGAGUCAACUGUGCUAAGUCCUGCAGCUGCCAUGACGACACUUGUGACCCCCUGACUGGAGCCUGCCACAUGGAGGCCAAUCAGCGGAUGGGAGUGAUCGCAGCGGGGGCCCUGCUGGCUUUGCUACUCAUCCUCCUCCUCUCGCUACUCUGCUGCUGCUGUGUCUGUCGCAAGAAGGAGGAAGCUCAGGGUGCGAACCAGGACCCAGCAGCAAGCAAGAAAUCUCCUGGGCACCUGUGUGGCCGGUUCACUCGAAUUAGCAUGAAACUCCCUCGAAUUCCGUUGCAUCGCCAGAAACUGCCUAAAGUCGUUGGUAAGGUGGUAGGGCUCAUUAACUGCUCUGGUGUGUGCUCCAGAAUCUAA